Messenger RNA from Salvelinus namaycush (lake trout), 2423 nucleotides. RefSeq names its product protein lin-9 homolog. Bases 7 to 1599 code for a protein of 530 amino acids. Lineage: Eukaryota; Metazoa; Chordata; Actinopteri; Salmoniformes; Salmonidae. The record is from RefSeq and is a predicted model, not a curated record. Gene Ontology annotation, molecular function: DNA binding. Gene Ontology annotation, cellular component: nucleoplasm; transcription repressor complex. The transcript has 14 exons. Gene Ontology annotation, biological process: regulation of transcription by RNA polymerase II; DNA-templated transcription; regulation of cell cycle.
UUCAAGAUGGCGGAGAUGGACCAGCUGUUAGAUGAGAAGGGCAGUCUGUCAAAUACUUUGAAUGAGAAGCAAACAAAAGCUCACAACACGAGAGGACGACACACCCUGGUGUCCAUGGAAACGCUGACGCGGAGCUCCAAGAGAAGCAGACUGUUCAGGGAAGAGGAGGAGCAGCGCCUCCCAUCCAGAUCCCCUAGAAGGAGCCAAAGGGUCACUUCUGUGCCCCAGAAGUUUACUGCUGUGACAACGCCAGAUAAGAAAGUGUCUCAGAGAAUCCGUCAGCGAUUGAGAAACCUCCUCAAACUGCCUAAAGCACACAAAUGGUGCAUCUACGAGUGGUUUUACUCUAACAUAGACAGACCUUUAUUUGAAGGGGACAAUGACUUCUGCCUGUGUCUGAAAGAGUCCUUUCCUAACCUGAAGACCAGGAAGUUGAUCCGUGUGGAGUGGGGGACAAUCAGGAGACUGAUGGGAAAACCCAGACGGUGUUCGUCUGCAUUCUUUUCGGAGGAGCGGACUGCACUGAGACAGAAGAGGCAGAAGAUGCGUCUGCUGCAGCAGAGGAAGCUUGCCGACGUGUCACACUGCAAAGACCUCCCCGAUGACAUUCCCCUGCCGCUCGUCAUAGGAACCAAAGUCACUGCAUGUCUCAGGGGAGUCCAUGACGGCCUGUUCACUGGGCAGAUUGAUGCUGUGGAUACAGGCGCUGCCACUUACCGUGUGACCUUUGACCAGAAUAGGCUGGGCACACACACUGUGCCUGACUACGAAGUGUUGAGUAACGAGCCUAAUGAGACCAUGCCCAUCUCAGCCUUUGCCCAGAAACAGAGACCCUCCCGCUUCCAGAACUUCAUGACCCCACCUAGGGAAACGUACCCCUCUGCCACCACACCCGUCCUCAUGGACAAUGACCCCCUCAUCGGCCAGUCUCCAUGGAAAAGAAAACUCUCCGGAGCGGAAGGGGACACACUCGGCGGAUUCCCUGUCAAGUUCCUCGUUCAAGUGACGAGGCUUUCCAAGAUCCUUAUGAUCAAGAAGGAACACAUCAAGCACUUGAAAGAUAUGAACUCAGAGGCUGAAAAACUGAAGUCACACUCAAUGCCUAUAGGCCUGGAGUUCCAGAAGCGUUAUGCCACCACAGUACUGGAGCUGGAGCAGCUCAAUAAGGACCUGAACAAGGUGCUGCACGAGGUCCAGCAGUUCUGCUGCGAGCUGGCCCCAGAUCAGGGCAUGGCGCCUGCGGACCGGCCCACAGAGCUGCGUCAGCACUGUGAGGAAGAGGCCAAGGAGAUAGUGCAGCAGAGCAACUCCCUCCGCGACGACCAGCAGUGUGUUUCUAACCCCAGCCUCACACGCCUCAUCUCAGGCCUCACCGCCUUGUUGCUUCAGAUCAAGUGUCUGGCUGAGGGAGGAGACCUGAACUCCUUUGAAUUUAAAUCACUGACGGACUCUCUGAAUGACAUAAAGAGCUCAAUAGACCCCUCCAACCUCAGUUGCUUCCAGAACAACGUAGAGAUCCACGUAGCACACAUCCAGAGUGGCCUGAGUCAGCUGGGAAACCUCCAUGCCUUUGCAGCCAACAACACCAACACGGUCUGAAGCCGGCAUCAUUACCACACACAGAGAGCAGACUGGUCAGCACCAACUAAGUGGAACAUACACACACACCAUCUCGAAUGACUGAAAGAAAAGAUGUCCUUUGUGGAUCCCCUAACUUCCCUCCAAAAAAGGCCCCACUGAAAUGAUCUGGAUCAAUGUAUUUUUUAGGUUGUGGGGAAAUAUCCUGAUGUUUAUCAGUCUGUCAUCCACUUUUAUUGUGGAUGUCUUUGGAAAUUAUUUGCUUACUAUAAUGAAAACUGACAUUUUAAUGUCAAAUGUCCUGUUGUAGAUGAUUCUAUAGUCUCAUGGGCCAAACAGUACGUUAAGCAGUUUCUAUAAUAAUCCAUAUUUAUUUAUGUUUGAGUGACAUAACAAUAUUUACCAUUUGGCGCUUCCCUUUGAGUCAAUGUUUUGUGUUCCUUUACUCAACUGGUAGUAAGCACAGGGGAGGCUAAAGAAUGUUUUGUACAUUUUCUUUAUUGUAGAUGUAUGUAAAAUACCUUUAUGAUUACUAGGAUUUAUUGUCAACAUUUCUGUAACAUACUCAAAGAUGGCUUUUGUAAUUUUGUGUGCACUGAGAAGAGAUUUUUGUAAAAGGCGGUUUGACAGUCUCAAACAGGGCAUUGCUGUUGCUGAAAGCUCACAUCAGGCCUACAUCACUGACGUAACCGAAAUUCAAACACAAAACUGAGUCGGUAAAGUUUGUUACCAGAAUUUCUCCAUUUCACCAUUGGUUUUGUAAAUCUGUAUAUGGGAAUGCCCCAGGGCAAUUGUACAUAUUCCUUGCUGUCAUUUUGUAUUAAACAUAUAGCAAAGCAAACUGA